Molecule: messenger RNA, 2640 nt
Organism: Stylophora pistillata
Lineage: Eukaryota; Metazoa; Cnidaria; Anthozoa; Scleractinia; Pocilloporidae
Product: E3 SUMO-protein ligase PIAS3
Biological process (GO): regulation of transcription by RNA polymerase II; protein sumoylation
Cellular component (GO): chromatin
Molecular function (GO): zinc ion binding; transcription coregulator activity; SUMO ligase activity
Source: RefSeq, a predicted model, not a curated record
AAAAAGCAAAAUGGACGAAGUGGCAGAUCUACGGCAUAUGUUAUUGAGUUUUCGCGUCUCAGAACUACAAUCAUUGCUUGUUUUUGCGGGACGGUCAAAAACGGGAAGAAAACAUGAACUUAUGGGUCGAGCGCUCCAAAUGUUGAAAAGCGAAGGAAAUCAUCAUGUUAGAAAGAAACUACGGGAAUUGUAUGAGAGAAGAUGUCCUCGGAAAAUGGUUUUACCCCCAGCUCCACCUCGACCGCCAAUACCACCGCCAGUUCAACGAUCUCCGCAACUACCAAGUGUAAAUUCGGACACAACCGGUGUUCCCGUACACCCUGACGUUCGACUUUCACAUCUACCGUUCUUUGAACAAAUCGACGACUUAGUGCGACCAACAAGCUUAGUUCUUAGAAGUGAGUUGUCACACUUUCAAGAAGCAUAUGUUAUGUUUCAUUUAACUCCAAGCCAAGUGCAACUUAUAAGUAGUUCAAGGGAUACGCGGCCAAAUUCUAGGAAUGAGUACACAGUUCAAGUUCAAUUAAGAUUUUGCCUAUUCGAAACAAGUUGUGUACAAGAGGACAACUUUCCGUCUUCACUGUGUGUCAAAGUGAAUGGAAAAAUGUGUCAGAUCAAUACAGGUCACACAUCACAGAAUUGCAAUCCUAAUGCCGAAUCAAAACGACCCAGUAAGCCAGUUAACAUAACACCAUUGUGUCGUCUAUCGUCAACUGUACCAAAUCACAUUCAUGUUACAUGGACACCAAAAUUUGGUCAGAGGCAUGUGGUAACGGUAAAACUUGUUCAAGCUGUCACCUCGAGCUGCUUGAUACAGAGAUUGAAGAACAAUGGUUACAGAAAUCCAGACCAUUCAAGGGCAUUAAUUAAGGAAAAGUUGGCCCACGAUCCAGAGAGUGAAGUUGCCACAACAAGUCUUCGAGUUUCUCUACUUUGUCCACUUGGGAAGACACGAAUGACACUUCCUUGCAGGGCCAUCACAUGCAAUCAUUUACAAUGCUUUGAUGCAGCCCUGUAUUUGCAGAUGAAUGAAAGGAAAACAACAUGGAUCUGUCCAGUUUGUGAUAAGAAGGCACCAUUUGAUAAACUUGUAUUAGAUGGAUUGUUCAGAGAGAUUCUGGAAGCAGCUGUUAAUUGUAAUGAGAUUUCAUUUCAUGAAGAUGGUUCCUGGAGACCAAUAAAUGACUUGCAAGAACAUGAAAGCAAGAAAGCUAUUAGUGCACUGAUAUCCAGUGCAGUUGUGUCAACACCAGAAAAAGGUGUCUCAGCUAGCAAACUGCAUCUUCAGGGGGAGACAAAGGAAGUUGACAACAAGAAGGAUAAAGAGUUUGAGGUUAUAGACCUCACUCUAGACAGUGAUUCAGAAAGUGAAAAGGAUACAAAAGACAAUGACGAUGAUGAAGAAAGCGACAAUGAUCGCGAUUUGAACACACCCAGGCCACCCUAUGGUGUUAUUAGCACUGCACCUGGACCUGGUGGAGUUAAGGCGCCUCCCGGUUUGAACCCAAUGGUGUUAACAAACAGCACAAGCACAAUACCUGGAACAUCAACCUCGGCACUGCUGAAUCCCAACUUUUUCUCUCCACUGGACUUUCCAUGCCCAGCACUUGAUCUCGACAGUAUGUAUCCUCUUUUUUCUCCCAACGAAACUUAUCCAAUGUAUCAUCAACUUCUUGGCCCCCACGGAUCGUCAAAUGUGAUUCAGCUGGAUUAACAGCAGCAAACUAAAUCGAAGAAAGAGCAGAUGGAUAUUAUGUAUUUUACUGUGUAGAGACAAACCAAGGAUAAGCCCUGUUAAGUAACCAGUGACGGUUAAAGCACAAGAUCAUUAUCUUCUCAUCCCACGGCUGCCAUCAGUGAAGCAGUUCAAUCACAAUCUGUCCAAGUCGUGGAUGUUUGCUCAAGUUCUUAAGAAACCAUCCCUUACUCUAUCCUAACCUCACCAUUACGGUGUCUCUCUUUGAUCAGAUAAGUUGAUGCAAAUCCCAAACCAAAGUAAAAAGAUAUGGAAACCUAUUUAGUGCUACACCUUCCCAUUCAGUAAUUUUCGACAAGUUCAAAACUAAAUUUGGAAAUGCGGUCUGUUAUGGGCAUGAGGCUAUCAGCCCCUUGCUGAGAAGGAACAUUGAUAUUAGCAAUUCAUCGUGUAAGAUUUAAUACGGGCCCGUCGGCAACGACGGAAAUCUUAAGAGACUUUUUCACAAGCAGUGUUAAACUUAAUACCAACGUGAAGUUAAAUACGUCUUCCAGGCUGUAAUAAGAUUUAAAAAAUCAGACGGUUUCCCUCGUGGAGAAUAGGGAUACGGUUAGAGAUGGAAGCUAAUAUAUUUGUUACUUAUAAAUCCUCUAUGCUUGCUGUUAUUGAUCUACACCAUUUUUUAACAAGCUUGUUUCCUGUUACUAAGAAAAGCGCACAAAUUGUAUAUUGUCAGGAAGAAGUAUUAAGAUAAUGAAAGCUAUUUAUAUUUUCUCCGAGAAGUUUAGUUUUAUGCUGUAAGUACAUGGAUUGAAGGUUUAUAAUGAUAUUAAGAUGCACGAGAUUUCACUGUUAGUUAAAUGUGCAUUUUUCUGGAGAUGUCUUUUUUGUCUAAAUGCGUUAAUUACGCGUGAACCUGUUCAAAUAAAUUAUUGUACGUGCAA